Messenger RNA from Bolinopsis microptera, 2823 nucleotides. RefSeq lists its product as uncharacterized. Lineage: Eukaryota; Metazoa; Ctenophora; Tentaculata; Lobata; Bolinopsidae. The transcript has 8 exons. The coding region runs from base 186 to 977 and encodes 263 amino acids. The record is from RefSeq and is a predicted model, not a curated record.
AUCUGCCAUGGUAACACUUUGUGUGUACUACAGUGCGGUCAUAUAUUUUACUGCCACUUAAGUACACUUCUAAUCUAAGAUUUUAAACUUUUAAUCCUCGUUGUUAUCGGUUUAGUUUUACUUCCCUUUUCGUACUAUACCUUACGCGUGACGAAUAUAAACGCGUUACCUUUAACGCAGUCGUCAUGGUAACAGCAGCGGGUACCCUUGACAACCCCUCAUUUGUGCGGAGCAUUUAUGCUCAGUGUUUGGCAUGUCUCCUUCAUUUGGUUUCCUCUACUCUCUGGGUGGUUUCUCUCAGCUCCGCUUAUUGGAGCAGGGGUAGUUACAGUUUCCUGGUGUCCCGGAGUGCGGUCCACACGGUAGGUAUUUGGAAGACCUGUGUCACCUACAUCGAGUACGAGCCCUACUCUAAAACCUGGCUUAGAAGGGACGGUACAUGUUGGGCUACUAGCCGAUAUCUAUUUGAUAGAAGAAUAGAGAUCAGCAGUAUACUUUCCUUUGUGAGCUGCAUGUGGAUCGCGGUCAUUCUAGCUCUCAAUGGCUUACUUUACACGGCUAAAUCCUGGCGUCCGUUUAUAAGACAAGUUGCUUUACCUGGAGCCAAACUGUGUCAAAUGUUGGUGGGACUAUGCAUGAUUUUGGUGUUUAGUGAAGCAACAGAUGUUUCCUACAACGUGAGGUUGUGGGCGCGACAUCUUGCCAUGGCAGCCAUAGUCCUUCAGGCAUCUGAGGUACUGUUCUUGUUGUGUGUUGGACUAUCCUACAAGACAUGGCACAGAGGUGUGCGGGACCUGUGUGCUGACAUCAGUAUCUAUGUUUCUGGACCUGCGCACCAGCCCCACCCUCGCCGGUCCACAGUCAUCAUGAACACAACCUGUGGAGGAGAUGAAGCCCCACAUUUGCCACCUUUACCCACUUCUGGGGCCCGGGCAAAUUCUUCCUCCUCACGAAAUGAGGGAAUUUUUCAAACCUGAGGUAGAAAUUAGAGCCCUAAAGUGGGAUAUAGCGACCAGUGAGCAGGAACAGAGUCGAGAUCACGUGACCAGUGAGCAGGAACAGAGUCGAGAUCACGUGGUGCUGAACAUGGAGGGAAGCUUGUCUGAAGAUGAGGUUCCUGUUGCUCUACAUUCCACAUCAGGUUGCCGGUUGGUGGAAAAGUACCCACAAGCAUUCAGAAGCUUGUUUGGUAGAACUCAAGCAACAAAACGGCGACUUGAACUUUCAUCUUCAAACUCUUCCCCCAAAACGAAGCCACAUAUUUCUAUUAGAGAAGCACCACCCACUUUUACCGAUCAAGAUGAGUCAGUAGCAGAUAUUGAUCAACUAAUGGAUGCUUUUCCCGAUCCACCAUCUCAGAAUUUCUACAACCCCCGAGCGGAAGAACUUUCUUGUAGAGACGAAAGCAUGGCAGAAUCACUUGACAGUACGAUCCACAAUGAACCUGACACUUGCAGUGCAAGUUGCACUGUUAGCUCUGUUUCCAUGAAAGGUCGAAAGCUGCCCCCUAUUCCAGGGGCGAACUUUCAGCCGGUACCUAAAAAGGUGUCAAAUCAGGUUUCAAAAAAGGAUCCUAAGAGAACACAAAAACCGCGGGAAGUUAGAAUAGUCGAGAAAGAUCUUAGAGGACUUUUCAAAGGAACCAGUCGCGUUUGAAAAGUAUCGAUAUGAUAUUUAUGAUCUAGCAGAAAGCCUUCGUUCUGUUUUCGAGUGCUAUGGAUCAUCAUUAGUUUUUAUCGUUCGACUGUACACCUACAAAAAACAUCGGUCGGUGUGAUUGGACUCGGGAGAUACUGGACUUGCAACUUGGAUUCGGCACUGAAACAGUUUACUAAUCGGCGAUAAUUUCGACAGUUCAAAUAUAGAAAGUGGCUAUACUAUUAAAAACGACCGUUUAAAAUAUAAACGCUAUUGGUUUACCUAGUAAGCUAGUACAUCACACUAUUUUUUCACAAGAUACCGCAAACGCUAAAAUUUACGUGGUAUUUUAGCAUUUGAUUUAGAUAUCGGCAAUUUCAAUUUAGUUUUCCGAGUUGUAUAACUUGAAAGAAAAUUAUAAAUGUUGUCAUGCUUUCCACUUUCCAGCGACUGAUCAGUAAUUAGUAGUUAUAUAAGGUAUUGUAGUUGCUAAUACCUUUUAUGGUGCGUAUCUCAACAAAUAUAUCCACAUUAAACUGGCAGGUGACUGUCAGGAAAGUUGCCUGCUUAUAGUUCCAUUGCUCAGAAGUACCAAAAUGGGACCAAAUAAGGAUGCAAGUUCGGGCAAUUUGUUUGAGGUUCUUAAUUCACUUAUCUUUAGAAUCGGUAUAUUAUCGUAAUUAUGGUUUAAUUCUUUUUAUUGCAACCUUGAACUAGAAGACCUACAUUUUAAAUUUACAGGGCUUCAGAUCUAGGGUAAGAAUAUCCGAUUGCUAGAAGCAGAAUCAAGAGGGCAUGUAAUAUCUUUCUGAAUCAGCUAAGUUUUCACAUUUUUCCUUGAACAAAAAAGCCGACGCCUUAUAUGUUCCAUUUUGAAUACUUUGUUACUGUAAUUUGCCAUAACGUUUAAUAUGAUAUGGUUGAUUUGUCAUGAUUAAAAAUAGCACAGAGCUACCGUUUCAUUAAUCUAAAUUGAUCUAGGUUGAGUCUUUGUAGCCCAUAUUGUGCUACAUUCAAAAUUGAAUUUUUACAUUAUGUUAGACUUAAAGCACAUUUUUUUGGGAUUCAGAAAACUUGCGAUAAUUUAAUUUUUAUUCUACCCCUGCAGUCACGAUGCGUUUGCAAAUUAUGAUUGAUUAUGCAUUAAGAUAACUUGAUUAAGAUAACUUGACAACUGUCCAAACC